CCUCCACGUGGUAAGAUCUGGGUCGGUAUUACUUGCGAUUCAUCGAUCAUCUAAAUCUAAAUUAUGUGACGCAAGUACUACCGGGCGAAUGGCUGCAUAUUUCAGUGCGUUUCUAAAACGUUUGUCUUUUUUCUUCUUUUUAAUUGUAUUCAAAAAUUAUAAUUCUAAAUUAUCACAUAUUGUUAAUGUUAAUUUCUUAUUUAAUUAAACGUACUGGAUAUCUUAUAAUUAGAAUUUCAAUGAUUUCCAUCAAAAGUUAUAUUGUGAUAGCAAUAAAUAGGAUUGGGAUAAGGUUAUCAGCUGUUACUAAUGCAUAGGAAGUUUUCAAUAAAAUUGAAAUCCUCUGUAGCGUAUUGAUAACUUUGAAAUAGAUAUACAACUGUGAGUUACGCAUCUGAAAUAUUAAUCUCUGCUUUUAUUCUCCGAUUUUAUAUCUUUAUUAAUCAUCGCUUGGCGGUUCCGAGAAGAGAAAUUCGUUUUUCCUAAUAGAAUAUUUAUCCAAUCUAUAUUUCUGCGAAUCACUUUAUACAUAUCGCCAAUAUUUCGAAGUUUGAUUUAUUGGCUUGAUUGACAAAUAAUUGCCAUUUUAUUGUAACAAAACUUUAUAAUUUAUUAGAAUACAAUGGUAUUUUUAUUUAUAAAUUAAUUAAAUAUGAAUUCAAUAUUUUAUAUUAUUAAUCUUAUCAUUUUAUACGGCUGUUGGGAUUAAUUCUUAUAAGAAUUUAUGAUGAUUAUCUGUUUAUCCAUGAAUUCGUUUAGGUUUUAGAAGAAGCAGAAAAAAAAUUUUUAGUCGAUAAAAUGUGAAAUAUUUUAUUGUAGAAAGCGUUGUCGUAAAAAUAAUUAGGUUUUUUUCUUUUUUUUCUUUUCUUUUUCAUGCGACAUUUAUUCUUGAGACAAUACUCGUUCGUCAUUUCAUAUAAUCACAAGAUUAGGAUCAGAUGGAGCAAAAGGGAGAUGGGGGAAGGGGGUGACUUUGGAAUGAGAGGAUGAGAAGCAGGUUUAAACGCUAAGUGGUCGUACGUUGGUAAUUCAGGCAUGCGCUCGUAAGGUGGCGGCUGGUUUAACCUGGUGAGGGUUUCGCAAGAGGGCGAAGGAAGAAGAAUCAAGGACGAGAAGGUGGCGGCGGCGGGAGUACGACGAGAGUAAAGCGAGUAAGCACGCGCGCGCAGCCCUGAUGUGUUAAAAGGGAGUUGUGUGCUCGCAAUACGAUGCUGUGGUACCCUCGUUCUCGUUGAAAUCGCCUCAGUUCAUUCGCGACUCUCUUGACACGAGGGUGAAUGAAAAACACCGGUAGGCUACACAUUAUUCCUUUUUCAUAUCGUAAUUCGCGAUCGCGUUUUAUCAGUGAAAGUGUAUUUCGUCGAAUGAAAAUACAAUAAUACGAGGGAAAAUCCAUCAUGUUGAUUAGAUAUUUUUCAUUAUCAGGAUUAUUAUCAUCAUCAUCAUCUAUCUUGUCGUUCGAUGGAGACGAUAUUAACGGAGAAAACAGUAUUAAGAAAAGUCAUUGAUCAAUCGGCGUAGAUUAGAAUUUUUGAAAUUAUUCAAGGGGAUGAUGAUAAAGAAUAUUACGAUACCAGUGAAGAUGGAUAUCCUAAGGAAGCUGAUUCAACCUAAAUUGAAGCUCGUCCUAUUUGCGUUGAUUUUUUAUAUGGACACAGCUCUGGCCGGAAGUUGCAGUGCUGCGAAGCUUUGUUGUCAAGGAAGAGACUCCGGUUGUGUCAUACAAAAGGAAUCACCUAAUGCCAUUAUUGAGAGUCCACGAGACAAACCGUGUUAUUGCGAUCACGCGUGUCUCAAACUCGCUGAUUGUUGCGACGAUUUCAAGGAAACUUGCGGCGUCGUAGAUUGCAUAGUGAACGAAUGGAGCGAGUGGUCGGCAUGCAACACCGGAUGCGGUAGUGGAACGCAAAAAAGAAGUCGCAGCGUUCGGAUCUCGGAGAAAAACGGCGGGAAGCAUUGUCCUAGACUGGAUCAAAUCAGGAGCUGUCGAAGCUUUCAAUCUUGUCACUCUGGCAUUCUUCGUCCUCUACUUCACGACAGGAGUGUGACACUACUCUCCUUCUUACCUGGCGACUACAACGAUACAGAAGUUGGCAUUGGAAAUGAAAUAUCCAGAAUGAGCCAGAGAUGUGUCGCCUUCACCAUCGUGCGUGCCUCUAGAGCUUGCAAACGGAUAUCUUCUUUCUUGGCCGAAGGUACGAGAAUAUGCGUCGAACAACACGAGGAUGACGAGGAGGAUGAGGAUGAGGAAAGUGAGGAGGGAAAAGGUGGUGGUGGUGGUGGUGGUGGUGGUGAUGAUAGUAGUAGUAGUACUAGUAGAGGUAGAAGAGGAAGAGAUGGUAGAAGAGGGAACUUGCUCGUGGGUAUUGGCAGAUGGAAACUAUCGACGUCCGUCGACGGCGGAAGUGCUGCUAGAACGGCGAUGAAUUCGAGCUGCCACGGGAAAUGGAUAGGCGAUUCAAGGCUCCUCAUCGAUUGCGACGAUCCAAGUUGUGGAGAAACCACGACGACGCGUCUACGAGUUUCUAGACGCCUACGGAGAAGCUUGGAAACUCGAGAUGAUCUAAAUGAGGAUUAUGAUGACAUGGAGGAUGAUUUUAGGUGGACCAAACCAGUCGGAGAAAGAUUCAGAAGGUGGAGGAGAAGUAGACGACGAAAGAGGAGCAGAAGAAGAAGAAACGACGAACUUCUUAAAUCUUAAUCACGAUAAUGAUGAUGAUGAUGAUGAUGAUUUUUUAUUUUUCUUUUUUUUUUUUUUUUAUGAUAUUUCUCUUUCUUUUUGUCCAAGUGAUUUUCGUUUCUUUCCUCCGCACUUUCUGUUCUUUCUUCUUCGUCCCUUCGUGAUAUUUAUUUUUCCUCGUUAAUUCUCUCCAGCAGUGUUUGUUGAAUGCCUAAAAGUUCCCAUUCCAAACGAAGUUUUGUCCUUAGAAUAAUUAAUUGUCAUUGUUUUCCUUCGUUCUAAUUAACUAAAAAAUACUAUUUACGAUACGAACACUAAAAUAAAGAUAUCUCUUUGUCGAUAUGGAAAUUUAUGAAGAAAUUGAGUAUAUAAAUAAAUGAAUAAAUAAUUGAAUGUACGAUCCUGAAA
Vespa crabro (European hornet) is the source of this 3088-nucleotide messenger RNA. RefSeq lists its product as uncharacterized. The record is from RefSeq and is a predicted model, not a curated record. The transcript has 5 exons. NCBI's taxonomy places the organism in Eukaryota, Metazoa, Arthropoda, Insecta, Hymenoptera, Vespidae. Bases 1550 to 2701 code for a protein of 383 amino acids.